GUAGGUCAUAAUUGUUCUCAAGCUGCUGCUGCUACACUUUCCUGACCUCUCACUUGGGUUUUCAGCUGUGGUGCUUUCUAAAAAAUAAAACCUCACUUCCUGUACAGCAGGAGAGAGCUAAUGGAAAAGUUAGGUGGGGGGAAAAUGUAUAUUUAUGCACCUUCAGUAGUACAACGGCUUGUCACUGCAGUACCCUCAAGGUCACUGUGCUUAAUACUCUUGAUGGAUGACUACUGUAAUUUCCAGUGUGUAAGCCACACCCACUAAAUUUAGAGAGAAAAACAUUUGUACAUAUAUAAGCACAUCGGACUAUAAGCCACACAAGUCCAUGUUACAAAAUGGCAUAUUGUGGCGCGCACAAGUCUGUGAGGACCAGGCAGCUCCUUGACAUAAGCCAAUCACGAAUGAAGAGGUCGUGACUUAAUAUAACAGUCUGACUCUCGGUGUCAUCUUACAAAGAACGCUAAAAUCAGCAUACAGCAACUUAACACUCAAAAGCUAAGUAAGAAAUAUACAAGGAGAGUACCAAUACGAGUUUAAAAUUAACAACUAUUUUAACUUCAUCCCAUAAUACAUUUUCUCUCAAACAAAGCAUUUCAUUGGUUAUUGCUGCCCAGGCGCUGCAAUGAUGUCAGCCUCCCUCUGGGCUCCUUUGGCUCCCUCAGGUGGACACAAGCAGCAGAAUAUAUUAAUAAAUCAUGAUUCAUAUAUUUUUGAAAAACAGUGACAGAUUCAAGUCAGCAAAGUGGCAAGGGGUUACUGUAUGCCACCUUUUAGAUGUGAGUCACAUGACGCUCAUCUAAUUAUGAUCAAUUAUUGUAGCCAAUCAAUAGCUCCAGUAGCCUUUUUUCCCCAUUUUGCUGUGUUUUUCCUCCAUUAUUUCAACUUUCUUCUCAAAUAUUUGUAAAUGUUCUUCCUAUAAUAUUGUGACUUUAUUCCCAUAAUAUUAUAAAACUAUUUCAACACCUUAAUUUUCCAAAUAUUACAACUUUAUUGUGUUUUGUUUGUUUCUCAGAAUAUUACGACUUUAAAAGAACAAUGUCUUUUUUUUCUUUCAUAUUCCAAGUCUUCUACGUAAAUGAUAAAUUAAUCUUUCUCAUAUUGCGAGUUUAUUCUCAUAAAAUUACAGCUGUUUUUUUCAUUUCUGCAGUUGUUUUUUUCUAACUUUCCAACUAUUUCAACUUUUUUCUUGCAAAUGUUCUUUUUAUAAUGUUGACUUUAUUCCCAUAAUAUUUUUGACUUUAUUCUUGUAACUUUUUCUUCAAACUAAUUUUCUAAAAAUUACAACUUUUUUUUGUUUUCUCACAAUAUUAUCCAUUCAUCCAUCCAUUUUUUCUCCUCAUUAGGGUUGCUGGGGGUGCGGGGGUAUCCCAGCUGACUUCGGGUGACCGGCGGGGUGCAGGGGUACACCCUGGACUGGUCUAAAAAGUUCUGCGAAUCCGUGAAAGGCGAACCGCCAUAGAACGAGGCAACACUGCAUAUCAUAAAAAUAAAGCCAAUAAUGCAAAAUAAACAUAAGUAUGGAGUUUGCAAACAAAAUAUGAACACAACAAAAAAUAGAUACCUGUGAAAAUAAACAUAGAAGAAAACUGAAGUUCUCGCUCACAUCAUGCUUGUAUCGGUCCGAUUAAAAAAUACCUACAUGUGUAUCGAUCUUCCCACCUCUACCCUCCUCCUCCUCCUUCAGCCCCUUCGCUUUAUUUGCUCCAUAUGGUGUUUGACAUGGUACCCAGAACGGGGGGGUGGGGGGAGUGGAGUGGUGUGGGCGGAGGAAAAGCCUUGUAUUUUGUCCGUCCUGAAAUUUGAUUCACAAGUUCAGGAUCCUGGAAGACAAAAAGCUAACUGGAGAGGGGGAGGGAAGAAAGGCUUUUUUUUCUUCUUGUAACUCAACAAAUAGUCCUGCUGGAAAGGUGCCAGGCUGCGUGACUAUGAGCACCUCAGGGCUUCAGGCCAGCGACGGGCAGAACGCGAAGGAGCUCGACAGCAUGAAGGAAUCCAUCAGUGACAUCAUCAACCAGCUCCAGGACAUCGACCCCGCCAGACUCUCCUUCUCCCCCUUCCUGGACUUGGACACUCAGAUCUGCAUGGCCCCCGUGUCCGACAGCCCCGAGUCCUCAGUGGAGGAGCUGCACUCGUCCUCCGGCUCGCUGCGCUCCCUUGAAGCUCCACCAUUGGCUGAUGAGCCAAAGAGCUCCUGCCUCCAGCGGCCCGACGAUGGCCUCCACGAGGAGCAAACUGGCGACACAGACGAGGGAGCGCUGGAUCAAACUCUUUCCACUCCGAUCACCACACAGCACAAUUUGGACGCCGCCACGGAAAACUGCAUCAGCACUCCAACCCUGGCUUCUCAUGGAGACAUUCCCAACGGCACAGACACACCGAGAUGGAGUCCAGAAUCCACUCAUCUGGACUCAACUGCGGAUGAGGGUCGACCCCUCAUAGGCCUACCCCCGGACAGCGUGGAGCUGACGGUGUGGAGCCCAGGGGGCGCGGUAGACACUUGUGAGGGUGCACAUGAGACGUCAGCUGGUGGAACAUGCUGCUGCAAGUGUCGAUGCUGUCACAGCGGCAGAGUUCUCGCCUUCAUCUCAGUGCUGGCGUCUCUCCUGUGUGCAGCCGGGAUUCUCUAUGCACUCUAUUUCUACGUCCACAUCACACCCCCCGACUGCCCUGACGUGGCCAGCCGGGUCGUCUUCACGCUCUGCUGCUGCGUGGUGGCCGCCCUCCCCGUCCUGCUCGCAAUGCUCGCAGGUGCGGCGUGUCGCUUCUGCAGCGCCUCCUUCAGUUGGAGGGAGUCACCACCCAGGAGACACACAGUUCAGCAGCUGUUUGUCACAGCCUCCUUGGAGUUGCUGUUCCUCUACGUCGUCAACCUCAUUGUCAUGGCGGCCUUGCUGCCUCAGCAUGAGCUCAAGUUGGUACCAAUCCUGGUCGCCAUGUUCAUGCUGGGAAGGCUCAUUUACUGGGCAAGCCUGAAUGUGUGCAGCUCCUGGCGAGGCUUCGGUUCUGGCCUGACCGUCUUCCCUCUCCUGGCCAUGGUGGCUUUCAACUUGUUUCUCCUGUACAGCCUGAAUCUUAAGGAGCCGCUUUUCGGCUCCCAGGACGUCCUCCUCAAUCAGGUCACCCCGUCUUCCUGGACGGGGGAGACGUCACAGAGCCCGAGUGGCAAACCAGACGUGCCGGCCACAGACUUCCUGGACUCCCAGUGAGGACGUGUGCUCUCUUCUUUCAAAGGAGGAGAUGGUUACAAAAAUAAGUCAUUCCUGUGGUCUGCAGUCCAGCAAAGCUACACAUGUUGCCACGAUAACCUCUUUGUCCUUGACGACUUGUGAUUUAACUCCUCCUAGACUGGACUUUUUUUAUUGUUUAUCAUUUGAAACUCGAGAGCUCUUUGCCUGCUUGUGGUGGGGGGACUCCUUUGAACCAUGCCCGAGUCUUCCAACACGUGUCCUUUCAAGCUUUUCCAGUACCUUCAAUAUAUUUAAUGCCUUGAACUUGAAAAGUAGCUUAAAAGCUUCACUAUAUGUGUGGGCGAAACACUAUUCCUUGUCAGUUUUUAAAAGUACAAAAUGUUUGUUCUGAUGAAGACAGAAUAAAAUCCACUUGUGGAGAAAAAAAAGCUGACUGCUUUGGCAUCGACCGAGGAGCUAUUCUAGGAGAAACGUGUUUGUGUGCGCAGCGUCGGGACUGUCAUUAUGCGCUCUCCAAGUUGCCCUCCAUCAUGCUGCAACUGCCCUCCUCCCUGCUGCUACUGAUGUUGCUCUCUGUGUAUGUGGCACACAAAACGAGGCCAGAACAAAAAUAGGAGGCCAACAGAAGACUAAUAAAAAUAUAAGCUUAAUAGCAGAAAAUUAUUCUGACUCAAGUUACGCAUUAAAAGUAGGUUUGCAUGCGCUUUCCAAGGAGCAGUAAAGUGAAAGCAACCAUUUAAAACAAACUUGACUAAACCGCUUCAAAGUGUUAUACCUCCCUCCCUUCUCGACACAUUUUGACAACAUUUGAAUUGUGGGCCCGCCGCACGGUGGACUAGUGGUUAGCAUGUUGGCCACACAGUCGCAGUCUGGAGAUCGAGAAGACCUGGGUUCGAAUCUCAUUUCUGUGUGGAGUUUGCAUGUUCUCCCCGUGCGUGCGUGGGUUUUCUCCGGGUACUCCGGUCUAAAUUGUCCAUAGGUAUGAAUGUGAGUGUGAAUGGUUAUUUGUCUAUAUGUGCCCUGCGAUUGGCUGGCGACAAGUCCAGGUUGUACCCGAAGUCGGCUGGGAUGGGCUCCAGCAUGCCCCCGCAACCCUAAUGAGGAAAAGCAAUAUAGAAAAUGGAUGAAUUGUGGACACAAUUUUAAACACAGUCUUUAUGAUUGUCUUGACUUUCGAGGCUUUGCCGAGACCGGAUGUGUUCAAAGUUCUCCAGCGAGGACCACAUGCAUACAUAAAAAGAAAGAAAAUAAUGUCAAUUUAGUAGCAUAAAGUUGAAAUAUGAAAUAAAACCUGUUAUUUUUCUGAAAAGUCCUGAUAUUAGGACAAACAAAACAAAACAAAUAAAGCUGUACAUCACUGGAAAAUUUGUUUGCAGAAAACAUCAGGUGAUGAGAAUAAAAUCAAAAUAUUGUGGGAAUGAAGCCACAAUUACGAGAAGAAAAUGUAUGAGAAGGAAGUAGUUGGAAAAUAAAAAGAAAGAAACGACAGCAGAAUUGGAAAAAAAAACAGCUGUCAUUUUGUGAAAUCAAAAUAUGAAGAGAAGAGUCAUAUUCU
Molecule: messenger RNA, 4746 nt
Organism: Dunckerocampus dactyliophorus (ringed pipefish)
Lineage: Eukaryota; Metazoa; Chordata; Actinopteri; Syngnathiformes; Syngnathidae
Exons: 5
Coding region: 1929-3209 (426 amino acids)
Biological process (GO): regulated exocytosis
Cellular component (GO): lysosomal membrane; trans-Golgi network membrane
Source: RefSeq, a predicted model, not a curated record